Molecule: messenger RNA, 1157 nt
Organism: Salarias fasciatus (jewelled blenny)
Lineage: Eukaryota; Metazoa; Chordata; Actinopteri; Blenniiformes; Blenniidae
Product: ADP-ribosylation factor 4
Exons: 6
Coding region: 164-706 (180 amino acids)
Molecular function (GO): GTP binding; GTPase activity
Source: RefSeq, a predicted model, not a curated record
AUUAUUCCGCGUUGGCCUGGACGUGGCACCGAGAGGAGCUGCGCCCUCAGUCCGCUCGCCGCGCCUGUUCAUCCGGCAUCACUCCGGCUCCCACCCCGCAGCUACUCCCGGGCUGACCGCCUCUCUCUUCCCGCCUGGUGUUGACCCUCUGCCGGCCGUGAAGAUGGGUCUGACCAUAUCGAGCAUAUUCUCCAGGCUGUUCGGGAAGAAGCAGAUGAGAAUCCUGAUGGUUGGUCUGGACGCGGCUGGAAAAACAACAAUUCUGUACAAGCUGAAGCUGGGAGAAGUGGUCACCACCAUCCCCACCAUCGGUUUUAACGUGGAGACGGUCGAGUACAAAAACAUCUGCUUCACAGUUUGGGAUGUCGGCGGCCAGGACAAGAUCCGGCCUCUGUGGAGACACUACUUCCAGAACACUCAGGGUCUGAUCUUCGUGGUGGACAGUAAUGACAGAGAGAGAGUUGCUGAGUCGGCAGAAGAGCUUCUCAAGAUGAUCCAAGAGGACGAGUUGAAGGACGCGGUUCUUCUGGUGAUGGCCAACAAGCAGGAUCUUCCGAACAGCAUGAGCGUCACCGAUCUGACCGAAAAGCUGGGUCUGCCCAGCCUGCGCAACAGAACUUGGUACGUUCAGGCCACCUGUGCCACUCAGGGCACGGGAAUGUACGAGGGUCUGGACUGGCUGUCCAACGAGCUGGCCAAGCAGUAGACGGCCCGCUGCGCCGGAUCCACGCCGGCCCGGAGUUCACGGACUGUUUCAGUUGUUUCUUUUUUAAAUUAUAAACUUGUCGUUAGGAGGAAGUGAUGUCAUGGACUCUGAACUCACCUUCAUUUCCCAUCAUCCUCUUCUUUUUGUCAGAUGGCUUUUUUUUCUCCCUUCUUUUAAACAGCAUGUUUUAUCCAAUCAAGGAGGAGGGGCGGGGCUUACAGCGGCGGCCGUCGCCUGGGGAGAGGGUUUACCUGCAGGCGCUAGCUUGGGAAAAGGGGGCGGGGUUUCUAGCAGGUGAGGGUUAGCUGUGGAGAGGGGGCGGGGCUUACCGGUUUGUGUGAUGACUCAUUCCGACAGAGCCGAGCCCGAAGGCGUCGUCAUUCCUUCGUAAUGUGAAGAAGAAUCGGAGCGACUGCGAUGAUGCAAUAAAGACUUUUUUUUGUCUUCUCAA